ACAAUAAUACGUACGCUCAACAUCUUUGAGAAGUUUGAGGGGCCGUGUGUCGGUUUGCCACCAGGCCAGGAGCCCACAGUGAACAAUGUUUGCAAGGGAAUUAAGGAUGAUCAGCAGUUAAUAACACUGUUCAAUGAAAACUUUGUGCCAAUUAAUUGUCGUUCGUCUCUUGAGGGCGUUUGGCAUUUUACAUAUCAGAAUCGAUUCCGUUUUACGGGCGUCUGUAACAAGCCAGAUGCACGCAUCCAAUCGUGCCAGACUGCUGGCACACAAUUUCUUAUCCAGAAUCAAAAGUUUAACAUUACUUAUCAGAAGUGUGAGGGCAUGGAGGGCACGUUUACUGGAACUGUGGAGUUCAGCUGCCUCGGCGAUUGGUUUGUGGGAAAGAAUCAUUAUUUUGCUGUUGCCAAUACAAAAGAAUCACGUAAGGAUGAAAAAUACCGUUGCUUCCUCAAGAAUCGAGAUGAUGAUCUGUAUGUGGGUGUCUCCAUUACUGCUGAGUGCAAUACUCUCAAGACCCCGGAAAACUCGCCCGAGCGUCUUAAACUAACACCAGUGAAAGCWGAGUUUGUUGAGCCCGGUUGCACACUGCCUCAGAACUUUUCUGGCGAAUGGGUGAAUACCGCCAACAUUGAUGCAGAUGUGUCCAUUAGUGAAACCCACAUCAAUGAGACAUAUUAUCCUGAUAGGGCUCGAUACCGGAAGACAAUUUACGUGUGCCGUGAACGUCGUGGCAAUCGUGUUAUGAUGGCGCGUCUUACUGUCGAUGGUUGUCAAAAGGAUUAUGUUUGCUUUGACUUUAUGCCCAGGCACCACAAUAUCAUACGAUAUCGUAAGGGCUUAGCUGUUAUUAAAGAUGAUUUCAGUACAGUUUGCUCCUGGGUACAAUUUCCAAAUUCAGAGGCCUGGAAAUAUGAUUUGUUCUUGGCGAAAAACCCAGUUCCUGUCCGUUGUCCUGUUGCUGGAAAGUUUAAUUUCACACAAAGGGGAGAACAUCCCUUUAAGACGAGGAUCCUUGGUGGCGUUACACUGAGUCCUCGUCCAGAUAUCCACUGCAAGCAGAACAUAUCCGAUUUAUCAGUCUGUGACACAGACCAAAAGGAGUUGGCCGUCGAUGAGAACUAUUGCUUGUCUGUCGAUCAUUUGGGGCGACCUGUUGAUAUAUACAGUGAUCCCGAUUACCGUAUGAAAUGCAUUGGCUUUUGGAAGGAAAAUCUAAAGUCAUACCUAAUUACUUACGAUGAUUUGGAUCCGCUAUCUAAAUACCGUUGUUGGGUGUAUCAACGUGCUGAUCUAAACCGAGUCCUAAUGUCCCAGGCUGUAGGCGCAUUUUGUAAACUAAACCAAGACGUUACCUCAUGGAAUCACUCCGAAGGCGCUGCAGUCGCCAUUGAUGCCGUUGAAUACGAACGUGAACGUGACGAUUGUCCUAUGUAUUUCGAUGAUGGUUUAAAUCCUUGGAGACCAUCAGACGCUUCAAACAUUGUCUUCGAAUGGGACUUUUACAAAGCUGGCGCAGAUCAUUUGGCUUUCCCAAGUUUUGUCUUGGGCAUUUCCGGAAUUUAUAUGGUAGUUACAUUUUUAGUCGCUUAAUAAGUGUAGAAUAGGUUUUACAGUGCCGUCCAUUCAUGUUUCAGCCUAGAAAACUCGUUUUAUUAAUAUUUAAUAAUGUGCCUUCGAUGUUUAAUCAAAUCGACAUUCUUAAACAAAUUGACAACAUAUCGAUCUAGUUUGUAAGUAUAAAAUCAAUAGAAUGUUAGAAAAUUUCGACAUCCUUUUUACAUUCCGUCCACAAACGAAUCUCAAUGUUUUGUACAAACAAAUAAAGCAGUUCAAUGCACUUU
Messenger RNA from Drosophila arizonae, 1844 nucleotides. RefSeq names its product protein undicht (gene udt). The record is from RefSeq and is a predicted model, not a curated record. NCBI's taxonomy places the organism in Eukaryota, Metazoa, Arthropoda, Insecta, Diptera, Drosophilidae. Gene Ontology annotation, biological process: wound healing.